ACAGAUAUCCCCCAAAUGUCAGAACAGUAGAGAUAUCCCCCAAAUGUCAGAACAGUAGAGAUAUCCCCCAAAUGUCAGAACAGUACAGAUAUCCCCCAAAUGACAGGACAGGACAGAUAUCCCCCAAAUGUCAGGACGGUACAGAGAUCCCCCAAAUGUCAGGACAGUACAGAUAUCCCCCAAAAUGUCAGGACGGUACCGAUAUCCCCCAAAUGUCAGGACAGUACAGAUAUCCCCCACCCAAAUGUCAGGACAGUACAGAUAUCCCCCAAAUGUCAGGACGGUACAGAUAUCCCCCAAAUGUCAGGACAGGACAGGACAGAUAUCCCCCAAAUGUCAGGACGGUACAGAGAUCCCCCAAAUGUCAGGACAGUACAGAUAUCCCCCAAAUGUCA
Messenger RNA from Staurois parvus, 395 nucleotides. The record is from the annotation of a GenBank genome assembly. NCBI's taxonomy places the organism in Eukaryota, Metazoa, Chordata, Amphibia, Anura, Ranidae.